Molecule: messenger RNA, 2024 nt
Organism: Rhea pennata
Lineage: Eukaryota; Metazoa; Chordata; Aves; Rheiformes; Rheidae
Product: mitochondrial ubiquitin ligase activator of nfkb 1-A-like
Exons: 5
Coding region: 89-1111 (340 amino acids)
Biological process (GO): organelle organization; protein ubiquitination
Molecular function (GO): ubiquitin-protein transferase activity
Source: RefSeq, a predicted model, not a curated record
CCGGGCGUUCGGGCCUGGACGGCUCCGGCUUUGGGGGGCGCCGCAGCAGCGGGGGCCGGGCCGGGACGGGCUGCCCACGCCUGGCGCAAUGGACACGCUGCCCAUCACGCCUGGGGAGCUGCUGUGCCUGGGCUCCAGCAUCGCCUUCUCUGGGCUCUUUUACUACCUGUACAGGAAGAAAGCCAAAGUCGCAGCACGCAUCCAGGAGGCCCCAAAGCUCCAGGUUGAUGAUGAUUUGCCAGCACUGGUGUCUGCAGCUGAUGGGAGGUGCCUGUCUUACGUCGCCCUGGAAGGCGUAGUGCUGCCAGCCAAGGCCGCGCUGUCCAGCCAUUAUCAUGAGGAGAUGCAGGGUGUGAUCCAGAAAUUGCUUCUAAAAGAACAUCGGCUGAUCUGGAACAGCUUGGCCCGGAGCUGGAGCGAGAGCGAACGGGUGCUCUCAGAGCAGGUCUACACUGUCCCCUUCUUGCUGGCCUCCCAAGAUGCUGAGGCGGUGACGCAGGUGAGCGUGGAGAGCCCGCUCCGAGCCGUCCAUCUGCCCCUGGAGACGGUGUACGAGCGGUUCCAGCAGCCAGCCCACGGUUUCCGCGACCUGCUGGGCCACUACCUGAGCGGGGAGAAACCCAAGGGCAUCCUAGAGACGGAGGAGAUGCUGCGAGUCGGGGCCGGGCUGACAGGCAUCGGGGAGCUGGCCCUGCACCCUGAUGGCUCCCUGCACCUCCAGCCGCCGGGCCGGGGGGGCGAGUAUUUCCUGUGCCUGGGGGACUGGCAGUCGGUGCUGGCGGAGCUGGAGUCGGCCAGCGCGCUCUGGAAGGGGGCAGCCGUGCUGUGUGCCCUGGCAGGCUUAGCGGUCCUCCUGCACGCCCUGUGCCGAGCCUACCGCCACAGCCGCCUCAAGCAGAAGCCUGAAGACAAGGAGCUGGACAGCGAGGAGGCCGCGGACGAGGGGCUCGAGGACUCCUGUGUGGUCUGCCUGAUGCGGCCCCGCGAGUGCGUCCUUCUGGGCUGCGGUCACAUCUGCUGCUGCUUCCGCUGCUUCCAGGCCUUGCCCACCCGCCUCUGCCCCAUCUGCCGGGGACCCAUUGACCGUGUGGUGCCCCUAUACCAAGCCUGAGAGCGCUUGAGGGGCACACGCAGGGGCAGCAUGAACCAAGCCAAGCCUUGAGCCUAUAGAAAUGUCCGCUGUCCGCUUGCAUGCAAGUGUGCAAUUCCUCCUUGGGGGGGGGGGGUCCUGAUUUGCCUCCCAUCCAUUUUUGGGUGGUCAAGGGCAUUCUCUAUAAAGCCAGGGCAGACUUUUAGCCCUCCACUCUCCUCUUUGAAUUCUGUCUGCCAGAGGGAGCCCCUUUAGUGACAGUAUUUGGGAGGAAACACGCUCUCUGGUGCCUGACAAAAGGAGAAAGCUCCCCCGCACCACCCAGGGCAUUUACUUUGGCAGGUAGCUGUUUAAACCUUGUUUUCGUAGCAUUGACCCAAGGCAGGGACCCUUCCUUCCGGGAGGCAUGUGGGUUUUUUCCUUGUUUUGCUUUUCCAGCAUGUGGCUUUUUUCUCAGAAAGAGUGACUGGGAUGGGAGGGGAAGAUACCAGGGCUGGAUGGAUAUAUCUGGGGAAGGGGAGGACACAGACCUGGCCAUGAUUACAGUGUUUCUCUUAAUUGGUGUGGCUAUGGCCACUGUACAGACUGUGCAGGAGCAUUUGGGGGCUGGAGGUCCCAUUUGGGGGGAAAAUCUGAAUUUUGCCUUUGCCAGCUGCUACUCUAUCCCCUGCUUCCCUGGGAUGGGGAAGGAAUGUGAGACUUCUGUGGGGCUACAGUGUCUCUCCAUCCCUUACUGCAGAGUCCCCAGUCUCUUCCAGGAGCUGUGCACAGACAUAGGGCAGUGCUGGAGCCUCCUCAAGCCUCCAGCCCUUGCUGAGCCCCUGCGUGUGCCAGCCCCAGAACUCAGCUUUCCUGCCCCCCCUCCUGGGCAGGAAUCCAUGCAAGAGCGACUUGCUGUUGUUUGUUGAUGGAUAAAGCCAAGGAGUGGAGCUCA